Messenger RNA from Sabethes cyaneus, 1671 nucleotides. RefSeq names its product WD repeat-containing protein 55 homolog. The record is from RefSeq and is a predicted model, not a curated record. Lineage: Eukaryota; Metazoa; Arthropoda; Insecta; Diptera; Culicidae. Bases 132 to 1532 code for a protein of 466 amino acids. Gene Ontology annotation, molecular function: protein binding. The transcript has 4 exons.
CAUCGUUCCACAUGUUAACAGAAAAAUAUUUUGAAAAAUUAUAUUUUCGGUAAAUUAAGUGCCACAAAUAUCGUGCGGAGAAGUUCCACAUAAUUCUCCAGUUGUUCUACGGCCUCACAAUUCACGACAAAAUGAGAAAUUUUAACUCGCCAAAAUUUGGCAAUUCCCUGGGGGAAGAUUCGGACGAUGAUUUGGAUUCUGGCACGGAGCCUGAGUUUGUGCUGGAACCGUACGUGCUUGAAGAGUUUCCCGUAAUGGAGGACAUGGGAGAAGAAGAUGGCGAAGACAAUGACGAAGACGAUGAUUAUGAUCCGAAUGGAGACAUCGUUAUUGGUACGUCAUCCAGUGAGGAAGAUGAUUCGGAUGAGUCCGAUUCAGAGAAAGACGAUGAUGCUGAGCAGGAGAGCAGCACCAAGAAUUCAAAUGUCCCCAAGCGAGCUGUUGACGAUUAUGACGAAGAGAUGGAACAGGAUGAGGUGGUUAAGGCUAUUAUAACGGAGAUUAAGAAACCGCGAUCAAAGCCUCCGGAUAUUAAAACGGAGGAUUUCGUUACGGAUUUAUGCUUCCAUCCCAGUCAGGAUCUGCUCUCCGUGGGUACAACCACGGGGGAUGUUUUGAUCUAUAAAUAUUCGAACGAUGAGUGUACUGUAAGAGAUACCCACGAGGUACACACUAAAUCGGUUCGGGAUGUAGAGUUCAAUUUGGAUGGAGAUUUACUGAUUUCUACAGCGCGAGAUCGCACUAUCAUGGUAACGGAUGUAGAGACUGGUAAGCUAAAGCAAUUUUGGGACGAUUCGCAUGAGGAACCGGUAUACACAAUGAGCAUUAUCGAUGAGCACACUUUUGCAACCGGAGACGAUGCCGGUGUACUGAAACUUUGGGAUCUACGACAAAAACAAGCUGUUUUUAAGUUGAAAGAGGUGGAAGAUUUUAUCUCGUGUAUCAUUACUAACGAUCAACGAAAGUAUAUUCUGAUGACCAGCGGGGACGGUUAUUUGACGUCAAUCAAUAUACCGCAGAGAAAAUUGUAUGUGCAAUCCGAACCUUACGAGGAAGAACUGACCUGCAUGGGUAUAUUCCGCAAGGAUAGUAAACUUGUGGUAGGAUCUUCAAAAGGAAAUUUUUACACUUUCAACUGGGGUCAGUUCGGAUAUCAUUGUGAUGCGUUUACAGGCCCAAAAGCUGGUGUUAAUAAAAUGGUUCCCAUCACGGAAAGGAUAGCCGUGACCGGAGGUGAGGAUGGUAUUUUACGUGCGAUGCACCUUGUACCGGGUCGUGUGCUGGGAAUUGUCGGACAGCAUUCGUUAGCGGUGGAAACAAUUGAUAUCAACAGCACGGGAGAGCUUAUUGCUUCCAGCUCACACGAUAACGAUAUCCGCUUUUGGAAUAUUCGGUAUUUUGAAGAUUUUGACGACAUUAAAUACAACAGCAAGCCGGAUAAAAAGGCACUGAAGCAUAACUUGCCCUCUUCGAAGCAGACUAAUGCGGCCGACUUUUUCGCAGAUCUGGCAGGAAAGGAUGACGAGGAUUGAAUGGUUCUUCGUUUGCUUUUACCGGUAAAUUGUUUAUAUAAAUUUAGAAUACUACGCAUGUUGUAAAACGACAUGAAAAGUCUACACAUAACUAUUUAGAGUUUUUUCGGCAGUGUCUUUAUAUUUUCUGGAAAAUAUA